AUGUCUAUAAAGAGCAUAUGUUAUUUAGGAGAUAAUAAUGAUAUCUUAUUUUUUUAUUCAAUCGAAGAAAAUGAUGAAAUAACAUCACGAUUUGCUCUUUAUUGCACUCUGAAUAAUAUUCAAAAAAUAAUUGAAUCAAAUGAAAAGAAAAGCAGCGAAAAAAAAUAUGACCCAUAUCUUGGAUAUGUAGGUAUCAAUCUUUCUCUUUUUAGUUCUUAUAAAAAUUAUGCAUAUGUAAUUAAAAUUAUUAACCUUAAAAUUAUAUUAACAAUUGAUGAUAGUAAAAAUAAGUAUACAGAUGAUAUUCUCAAAUCGAUUUUUAUAAAAUUGCAUAAAAUAUAUGCAGACACAGUUUGUAACCCCUUCUAUACAGAUACUUUAGAAACAGAUACUUUUUUAAAAAAAAUUAAAAAAUUAAUGGAAACGUCAUGA
Messenger RNA from Plasmodium adleri (nom. inval.), 432 nucleotides. RefSeq names its product trafficking protein particle complex subunit 2-like protein, putative. Lineage: Eukaryota; Apicomplexa; Aconoidasida; Haemosporida; Plasmodiidae. The coding region runs from base 1 to 432 and encodes 143 amino acids. Gene Ontology annotation, biological process: endoplasmic reticulum to Golgi vesicle-mediated transport. The record is from RefSeq and is a predicted model, not a curated record. The transcript is spliced from 4 exons.